CAUAGUGGGAUUCGUAAUAUCGCCUCCCGGAACUCCGCAGCCGCAUCGGCUCUAAUUUCAAUAUCGGGGUUCGGUCCAACAUGGCGGCUUACGGAUGGAAAUACUGAUGACAGUCCGAAAGAUCGCCUCGAUUUGUACGAUGGGCGCCAAUGCCUCUGCCUUGGAAAAGGAGAUUGGACCGGAACAGUUUCCCGUUAAUGAACACUACUUUGGAUUGGUCAACUUUGGCAACACCUGCUACUGUAACUCAGUGCUGCAGGCUCUGUAUUUCUGUCGACCGUUCAGGGAGAAGGUGUUGGCGUACAAGGUGCAGCCGCGUCGUAAGGAGUCGCUCCUCACCUGUCUAUCCGACUUGUUCAACAGCAUUGCCACACAGAAGAAGAAAGUCGGAGUCAUCCCUCCCAAGAAAUUCAUCUCACGACUGAGAAAAGAAAAUGAGCUGUUUGACAACUACAUGCAGCAGGACGCCCACGAAUUCCUCAACUACCUCCUCAACACCAUCGCGGACCUGCUGCAGGAGGAGAAGAGCCAGGAGCGACAGCAGAAUGGAAAACUGGUUCAGAAUGGAGGAGGAGGGACAGGAGGAGGAGGAAGUGAGGGAGGAGAAGGGGAAGGAGGAAAGGAGACACAACAGACUUGGGUCCAUGAGAUUUUCCAGGGAACACUGACCAACGAGACUCGCUGCCUCAACUGUGAAGCUGUGAGCAGUAAAGACGAGGACUUCCUGGAUCUGUCGGUGGAUGUGGAGCAGAACACCUCCAUCACUCACUGUCUCAGGGGCUUCAGCAACACCGAGACGUUAUGUAGUGAAUACAAAUACUACUGUGAGCAGUGUCGCAGCAAACAGGAAGCCCAGAAAAGGAUGAGGGUAAAGAAGCUGCCGAUGAUCCUGGCCCUCCAUCUAAAGCGCUUUAAAUACAUGGACCAGCUGCACCGCUACACCAAACUGUCCUAUCGCGUUGUCUUCCCCCUGGAGCUGCGCCUCUUCAACACGUCCGGGGACGCCACCAACCCCGACCGCAUGUACGACCUGGUGGCUGUCGUCGUACACUGUGGCAGUGGGCCAAACCGCGGACACUACAUCACCAUUGUCAAGAGCCACGGCUUCUGGCUGCUGUUUGAUGACGACAUCGUAGAGAAAAUCGACGCCCAGGCGAUCGAGGAGUUCUACGGUCUGACAUCGGACAUUUCCAAGAACUCUGAAUCAGGAUACAUCCUGUUCUACCAGUCCAGAGACUGAACCAGACAGCGGUAAAUCCCCCACAGACUGUCACCCAACAGAGGGGAAGGCUCUUAUGGCUGCCACCGGCUCCGCCCAGUAGGCUCACAUAAGCGUCCAGGCUUUAUAUCCUGCAGGGGGAGCUUUGCACUGGAGCGCCACUCGGAUCGGUUAAGACGUGCAGGUCGCAUGCCAGCCUCCUGGAUUACAACCGUUCAAACUCCUCUGAGCCCACACUGCAAAAAGCACUUUAAAACAAACCAACAAGAUGGCUCAAUCUGUAACACUCGCUUUGCACUGGGGCAACUGGGAAGACCGAGUAACACCAAUCCAAGAGGCUGACAUCGCCGUGCCCACAGUGAUCCAUUUUUGGAGGUAAAAGCCGUUUGAGACUGUUGAGAUGAUGUAGAGUAACCAAAUCAACUGUUUCAGAUGAGACACAGGAUUGCUAUCCUCCUCGUCAUGGUAACCACCAGUGUCAUCACAGUCUUCUUUAGCCUUUUUUUUUUUUGUGUGUGUAAUAUACCAAUGCUAAAUUAGCUUUAGGCUAACACACAGGUACCAUGCGUUCACUCCCCAAAAAUCCUUUCGCACACGGAGAAAAUAAUAUCUGACCGCCUUGUUAAAAGCCCCACCUGCCAAAACCACUGACACAGCCUUUAGUGAUUGAAAGUCUUGAAUGUGUACUUGGCGCGCAGCUCGUUGAAGUUGCUAGUUUGCAGUGUUUGUAUCAUGAAGUGGUGCUAAUAACGUAUAGUGUUAUAGAGCGUGAAAUGAAAACCAGCCACCAGAGAGAUGUGGAAGAAUCCGAUAGAGAGGCUCAUUAGGUUAGUUUUUUACCAAGAAAUUAUCUUGAGUAUAAAAAAAUAUGAAAUGCUGUCCAAAAAUACAAUUGCAUUAAAAGAGUGGCUCGGUUUCUGUAAAUUGCAGUUAAAGUCAGUUUGUCCAAUCUAGACAUUCUUCAGCAAAAAUUGGCAAAAACAAUGAGCCUCACAGAUCACCAACAAUCCUGUUUCAGUUUUUAAAGGCUAGCUAGCAAAGCAGUGCGUGAAAGUGGCUGGUCAAAGUUUUAGUUUUAAAAUAACUGGUGUGUCGUGCCAUUACGGGUCAUGUUUUGUGCCACAGCGGUUAAAAAGAUAAACAUAAACUAACUUUUUUUUCAAGCGGGCUUUUCGUGGUUAUGACAGCAAGCACAGUCUUUCAAAGAUCUGUGUUUAACAUUUUAUGACUUUAUAAAAUUCCAGAAUAUGCAUAUUUGUACCAUUAUUAAAGGGACACAUACAGAGACAAAUACUUUUUAUUUCCUUUAAGUCAGUUAUGACACCCAAACUGUCACACUACGUACAGGUUGAAUGUCUGCAUUUUUUUUUUUGUUCCUUAUUAAUGCUUUAUUUCCGGAGAUGUAACUCUUAACACCUCCAUACAUAUGCCAAUGCUGCAGCUGGUUCAGUACACCUCAUUAUAUCAGCCACCAAUCACACGCCUGCAAAUUCCUACUCUGGCUUAAGCGUUUCUCCUGCAGCUGCAGCUCUGGCAGGCAGUCAGACCUUUUACAUAACAUGUUUUUCACUCCAGAAUCUUAAAUUGGAGCUCUCAGUAAUGCUGAGUGAUGCUAACGGUCUGCUGAUGUGGAGCUCGUCCACUGUUUGUUGACGGCAUGGCAUAUUUCAUGAAGUACGACGAAAACUGCUGAGACACAGGUCUCGGUGGUUUUAAAAUGGAUUCCUCUCCUCCAUAUCUUUUAAUCCUCCUGUUGUCCUCUGGUCAAAUUUGACCCGUUUUCAGAGUUUCUUCAUCAGUAAUUUGGGUUUCUUUCAAGCAAAUUGCAAAAGAAUUACACGGAUGGUUUCUAUAGUGAUGAGUAUAAUUAAUGAUCAGUUCCCUGCUUUCAUUUAAUUGUAAUUAAUCUCUAGCAAAAAGGGCAAUGUUUCCAGAUGGUAACAACUUCUGAUUUAAUGUUGACACAUACUAUUUUAACAAAUACAAAUGUGUUACAUUCCAUCUCUUAUCAUUGUAAAUUCAAACCGCUUUUUCAGUUGUUGGUUAGACAACUGAAAGUCUUUCCUCAGCUCUAGGAAUUAUCUUUUGGCCCUUUUCUUAAAAAAAGAGUUGUAGGCAUGCUGAAAUAAGAGUGCUUUCAAAUGGGUUUUUUAUUUUUUUCUAAGGAAAGGAGAAACGGGAGCCAUUUUAAAGCCUUUACUUGUUAACUCGAGCCGACUGAUGGGCAACAACCUUUAUCACCUCUGUUUUUCUUUAAUUUAACACACAAACAAACCAAAUGUAUUUUUUUUUAGACUUGUUUUUUAAAGUGUUUUACACCGCCAAGCUCGUGAGGCUCCACCCAACUGGGCUGUCCAAGGUUAACAAACAAGCUCACCCUGUCACUCUUUUAACAGAGCUGCAGCAGAUGGAAAGAGAACGGAAACAUGCCUGUAGCUUUUAAAGAUGUUUAUAUUCUACAGUAGUUGAGUUGCCCGGGCAAUGGGUCAACUAUUAUCUGAAUGUUAAAUGUACAGUAAAAUAAAAAUAGGGCUGCUGCUACUGCUUGACCUGUAAAACACCAUAUUGAGUGGGGCAUGUCUCAAUAAUCUAAAGUUGCUCUCUCUCGUGCUAAAACAAGAAAAGCACUUUUACAACAUUCAUUUGUAACAAAUACUAUUAUUCUGAAAAAAAAUGUAUUUCCUUUGGAGUCUUUUAUUUUGAUAAGCAAAAGUAAUGGCGGUCAGGGUAAUCUGUUGCCCCGAUUUAGUUUGUAUCCAAACUCUAAGUCACUCCUAUGUUUUAGUUUAGGCAGUUAAAAUCUGUUUAUCACAACGACAGAAGUGUGCGUUUUAAGUUGUUCAAGAACGUCUCACUUGUUUACUUAGUUUUCAAAACGCCGUAAAGGACUGAAAAGGAAGGGAGCAACUUCAGGUGACACGUCCCAAAACACUUUACACUGGGUUGAGGCUUUGAAGUCAACACUAUUUUCUUUUCCUUUCUUUGCUACCCUUAAAGCUAUAGUGCGUAGUUUCUGUCUCCCCCAUGAGGAAUUUUAAGUAAUGACAUCAAUUCUGUCGGUGCAUCCACAUGACAAAAGCCUUCUGUGAACGCACUUCACCCCCAGCCCUCCACCACGCAGUUGCUAGUAGCCAAGGAGGACAAGGAGGAUAAAAAAAACACGAACUCUUCAAAAGAGGUCAUUAUCUUCACUCGAGUUUCUCCGCGCGAAAGUCGCCGAACGACACCAUUUUCUAAACAAAGCCAUGCUGAGAAAUAGAGUUUUGUCCAGCUGAUGGUCUUAAUUAGCUUUGUAUCAACUCUUUUGGCUUGAAUGUAACGGACGUUCAUUAUUAUCAAAAAGUUACGCACUAAAGCUUUAAACUCAACUAAUCUUCAUGAAAGGAAGAUGUUUUGCGUAGUAUUAAAUCUGUUUUGGGAUCAAUCCACUUCGUUUCCAUCAAUUCUACAAUUUUUUGAAAGUCAGACAACCUAGUUUACAGGUUAUAUCCAUGCCCCAACAGAAACUGUGGACUCUUAUAAGCUACCUUCAUGUAUUUACCAAGUGAUGUGUUCAUGUGUUAAGCUUUUUAAUGAGUUUUCAUUUAUUCAUCGUAUAAAUCAACAAAAACAAGCACAAAAGCGCAUUAUUUGGGGGAUCAAAGUCCACAGAUUCAGUUUGAAGCAGGUUAUAUCUGUCUUUUAAUGAAAUGCGGUUUCAUGGAAAUCAUUGGUCCCCAAAACUGUACGUGUAUGUAAUCAACAAGACUGGUUGAACAUUUUGGCUGAAACAAUGCUCUUUUUUUUCAUUUAAAUAUUAUAAAUAUUAUUAUUAUGAAUGUCUGUUAUCUUCUUUUUCUUAGAUGUUUCAUUGUUUUUGAUAUAUUUCACUAAUUUACUAGUCUACCAUUCAUGUGUAGGCAGCUCUGGAAAGCCUAUUCAAAGAUUGUUUGUUUUGGUUCAAUUUGGGAGUAUGUAACGAGAAAUGUUGAUGUGUACAUAAAUACAGAUAUUAUUGGAAUAUAAAUUGCUUGCUUGAAAUAAUCAGCAGACCUAGAUCAAAAAGUGUGGAUAUUAUGUCUCAAAAUUCUUUUUAUUCUGUUAAUAAAUCAAUAUGCCUGGUGCUCAAAAAUGAACAACCAACCCAUCUGGCAUCCCAGGCAGCCUAAAUCAAACAGCCCCAAAGUAAAUUAGUUCAUAUUUAAUCUGACCGGUCACACUAUAGUACACAGAAAAAAACGGACUGAUUUCAUUAAGAUACACUUACUAUGAAGAAAACUAAAAGUUCUUCAUACAACAAACUGCUGUGGAGAGAGAAACUGACCAAAACUGUCCUGUGUGUCACUGUGUUAAAGGAAAAAUCCACUUUAAGUACACAAAAAUCAACUGUUGGUUGGUUCUUCUUGUCUCUCAGCCUGUUUUAUAGUUUGGUGUUUAGUUUACUUUUUCCUGUGAAUAACUAGUCAAAUGUUGAUGACUUGUUGGCACCUUGAGAAAUGUUGUUGAUAAUCACAAUGUUGAAGAGCAUUAAAAGAUGACUAUAUUGGCUUCACCAAAAAUGUAUUUAUUUUCAGUUUCAAAAAGUAUACUUCAGUAGCAAGCUUUAAAUGGAUCUUCUAUAGAGUUUGAAAAUUAUUUUUUAGAUACAUUUUCAAUACUGCUUCCAUUCCAAAAGUACUGAGUUCCAGUACUGAUACCCAAUCUUUUUUUUUAUAACUUUACUAGAGUCCUGAUAAGUCUAACAGCCAAUUUUGGCUUAUUACAGAUGUAUUGGUAUUGCAUAUAAGUCCAAGUAAUACAGAAAUGGCAGUGAUAUGUUUGAGGUUGUUUAGAAAGUCGUUUCAGACCCACAGAAUUUAUUUUUCAUUAGUAAAAUGUUCCAGUCAUUACAUAAUCUUGAUCAGAGGCAAGAGAGAGACAAGCAAAUAUAUAUUGUCUCUAAUAUUGAUAUUAGCCUUAAAUAUCAAGUAUCGGUAAAGCUAAAUAACUUACUCAGUUUUUUUUUUUUUUUUUUUAUAAUUCACAAAAAAGGUGAACAUUCUGAGGGGUCUUUGUAUUUGUGUACAAUAAUGAAAGUAACCUAAAUGAAUUACAGCAAAAGUAAAGUCAUGACAUUAUUUGGUCAAAAAAUACAAAAACGACUAUUAAUCGGACCAAGCAUUUGGUGUUGAGCUUCAGUACUUUAUGUACUGGAUUCAAAAAUCACAUUACUUGGAUACACGGCCCUACUCAUGCCACAUUAAACUGGUCAUCAACAUUGUGAUUAUUCACCUAAUCAGAGGCUUGAGGACAUUGUUUCAAAUCAACAAACAAUCAUUUGUUGAUUUUAUUUAUGAUUUAAAAUAGAAUGUCAUCUGCAGAGAGUGAGAGCUUCUUUCUAGAGCUUAUGCUAACAUUAACCAAACAAAUAACAGGGAGAUUGUCAUUUGAGAGAUUUAAUGUAUUGGAUAUGGGAAAGGAGAUGAGAUGGGGUUGGGGGAAACCGGGAGCUCCAACAUUUUCUCACCAAAUAACUAAUUAAAUAAACUGACAUCUGCGGGUGGAUUUUUCCUUUUAACAGUUUCAGUUCUGUCUUCUGAAAUGUUCCUUCAGGCCUUUGGACGUCCACAUCGUCCCCUACUUUUCACUCACGAAGAAUGUAAAUGUUUUGAACCCAGUAUGUUGACGGGCGGAAAGUGACUCAAUGUGUCAUUAACACUGAUAAUGUACAUUGUAACUAACUCAUGUGCAAAGAGACAGCAGCCUAACGAACAACAAACCUAAUUAUUUAUAUUAUUCUAAAUAAACUAAGGAUUAAAACAGUUCCACGCCUUCAGAAAAGAUUCAAACUCCUGGGGCUUCUCAGCUUGCUACUAAGGGAUCGGAAGGACAAAGAAUUGGAUCCUUGUUGUCAAGUGUUUGUGUGGGCUGCUGCCGCUGAAGUUCAUUCUGAAUACAUGUAGAUGCAGUGAAGUUUGAGGAUGACGGCUGGUUCUAUUGGUGUCCAAACUGUUUGAAAUAAAACACAAACUGUUUUUUCAGA
This is a messenger RNA of Perca flavescens (yellow perch), 7220 nucleotides long. RefSeq names its product ubiquitin specific peptidase 12b (gene usp12b). Gene Ontology annotation, cellular component: cytosol; nucleus. Lineage: Eukaryota; Metazoa; Chordata; Actinopteri; Perciformes; Percidae. Gene Ontology annotation, molecular function: cysteine-type deubiquitinase activity. The transcript has 10 exons. The record is from RefSeq and is a predicted model, not a curated record. Gene Ontology annotation, biological process: protein deubiquitination. The coding region runs from base 95 to 1240 and encodes 381 amino acids.